Molecule: messenger RNA, 1515 nt
Organism: Halteromyces radiatus
Lineage: Eukaryota; Fungi; Mucoromycota; Mucoromycetes; Mucorales; Cunninghamellaceae
Product: acyl-CoA dehydrogenase/oxidase
Exons: 6
Coding region: 92-1396 (434 amino acids)
Molecular function (GO): oxidoreductase activity, acting on the CH-CH group of donors; flavin adenine dinucleotide binding
Source: RefSeq, a predicted model, not a curated record
UGCGUUCAAAAAAAGAUAUAAAAAGUUCUGUCAUUCACCCCCUCCCACAAACUUCUUUUCUUUUUUUUUCAAUUCUUUAUAUAUUUUUAUCAUGGCCAGUAAUUCUCUUAUUGAUUUGAAGAAACUUUCUCCAAAGUUCCAAGAACUUUAUGUUAAAGCCAAGGACUUUGUUGAAAAUGACUGUAUUCCUGCUGAAAAGACAUUUGACCUUCAAAUGGGUAAGGGUGAAAACCGCUGGAAGGUUAUUCCUCCUGUUCUCGAAGAACUCAAGACAAAAGCUAGAUCACUUGGAUUGUGGAAUCUCUUUCUUGGUAAAGCAUAUCCUGAAGGAGCUGGUUUAAGUAAUGUGGAAUAUGGUUUGAUUGCCGAAUUAACUGGCCGAUGUCCUAAACUUGCCCCUGAAGCUAUGAACUGUUCUGCUCCCGAUACUGGUAAUAUGGAAGUUUUGGCCAAGUAUGGUACAGCUGCUCAAAAGGAGAAAUGGUUGAAACCCUUGAUGGAUGGUAAGAUUCGAUCUGCAUUUGCUAUGACUGAACCUCGUGUUGCUUCAUCUGAUGCUACCAACAUUGAACUCAAUAUUCGUCGAGAAGGCAAUGAAUACGUAUUGAAUGGUCUUAAAUGGUGGAUCUCUGGUGCUGGUGAUCCUCGUUGUGCUCUUUAUCUAGUCAUGGGCAAGUCUGAUCCUGGAAAUAAAAACAAACAUCGUCAACAAUCCAUUGUACUUGUACCUGCUGGUACUCCUGGUGUCACUGUGGUACGUCCCUUACCUGUAUUUGGUUAUGAUGAUGCUCCUGAAGGUCAUUGUGAAAUCAUCUUCAAAGAUGUACGUGUUCCCGUAGAGAACAUCAUCCUUGGUGAAGGUCGUGGUUUUGAAGUUAUUCAAGGUCGUCUUGGUCCUGGUCGUAUCCAUCAUUGUAUGCGAACUAUUGGUAUUGCUGAACGUGCUUUGGAAUAUAUGAUGGUCCGUGUUACCGAUCCCGCUCGUCGUACAUUUGGAAAAGGUCUUCAUGAACAUGGUACCAUUAUACAAGAUAUUGCUCGCUCCCGUAUUGAAAUUGAUCAAACUCGUUUCUUGGUAUUGAAUGCUGCUCAAAAGAUUGAUGAAGGUAAUGCUAAGGGUGCUUUGAAGGAAAUCAGUAUGGCCAAGAUUGCUGCUCCCAAUAUGGUACUUUCUGUUCUUGAUAGAGCUAUUCAAGCACAUGGUGCUGGUGGUCUCUCUGAUGAUUUCCCUCUUGCCAAGUUCUAUGCUUCUUCAAGAACUCUCCGUUUUGCUGAUGGUCCUGAUGAAGUUCAUUUAAAUCAACUUGGUCGCAAUGAACUUCGACGUGUUGAAGAAAUCCGUGCAAGAUUCCAAGCUCAAAAGGAAAAGAGUCAAAAUCGUAUCUCCAAGCUUUGAAUUCUCUUUUCAAUAUUUCCUCCUUCACCUUCCAUUGGAUAUCCUAGUAUAGUCUUUUAUAUAUCUAGUUUUUAUACUUAUAUCAUUUUGAAAUAAAGCAUUUAUUCUUUCAUAUCCGU